Molecule: messenger RNA, 855 nt
Organism: Dermacentor silvarum
Lineage: Eukaryota; Metazoa; Arthropoda; Arachnida; Ixodida; Ixodidae
Exons: 2
Coding region: 1-855 (284 amino acids)
Source: RefSeq, a predicted model, not a curated record
AUGUCGGCUCGUUUCACUUCGGCGACGGCCAUCGACUUCACCGAGCUGCUGUCCACUUCCGCUCUGCGGCGGCUGCGCGCGCUGUGCUUGCCGCCCUGCGGUAUGCGGCAGAACUGCGCCGUGAGCCGGCUGGCCGUCACCAUUGGCGAUAUCGAGGACCUGGACAUCCGCCUUAACGUGGGCGGUCGCCACCAAACCUGCGAUUCCUGCAGCAAGCAGCUGCUCAUCCAAACUGCGUACGCGAGUGUGUUUCGCGUCAAGACGGGGCAUGGCCGUCUCACUCUCUGCAACGUACCGAACUUGGCCUCGCUGGACUUCCUCCGGAACUGCCACGUUGCCCAUCUCCGGUACGUCGACAUCGACGACAAACCGCGCUUCGAUUACAUGUCGCUCGCAAAAGCCCUGUGCGCCGACGUUCACGUCUCCCUCCGCUCUCUAGUAGUCAAGUUCGGAAACAUCGAUUUCUACGACGCGAACUUCACGACUUCCCUGUGCACUGCGGUCUUUCUGGAGCGUCUGUGCCUGCUGUCCGACACUCGGCUGCCGCCGCGCUUCGCCGAGGAGAUGAUCAAGGAUGGCCAUCCAACUACCGUCCAUUUCCUACCUGCACAUUCACUACGUGGACGAAGUGGGCAAAGAGGCCCGCCUGACGUGGAUUCGCGUGCUCGACGACUCGGCUGGCAAGUCGCAACGGGAACAAGUUAUCGCCGGGAAACCCUGCAUCAUGUGCUCCACCCAGACGUUCAUCGCACUCUCAAAACCGCGUCGCCGGGAACUGUAGACCAAGCAGCGGACGUAGACGCCAAAGUUGGCCGCAGGACCAGUGGCUCAGUCCUGAACUCCCCCGCCAAGUGA